This is a messenger RNA of Closterium sp. Naga37s-1, 585 nucleotides long. NCBI's taxonomy places the organism in Eukaryota, Viridiplantae, Streptophyta, Zygnematophyceae, Desmidiales, Closteriaceae. The record is from the annotation of a GenBank genome assembly.
AUGGCGGUGCGUUCCCUUGAUUCUUCAUUCUUUGGCUCCGUGGUCUCGCAACGCGCUCCUUUUCCCGGCGACCGUUGCGCUGCGGAAAGUGUCCCCGCUCCGCAACCCGCGCGUCCGCCGCCGAUUCUUCGCGGCCGACCAGACCGCUCCGUUGCGCGCCCGUGGACGAUCCCCCCGGUCUGUGCAGCGCAUAUCGUAGCCGCGGUCUGGUUCGAUGACGACGUGGACGAUCCGCGGUUUGCGGGGUGGGAAGGCGGCAGUAGCGCUGGCGGACGGGCGGGGAGACGAGGGGGGAGGCGCGGAGAGAACGCGGAGCAGGAGGGAGCGCGUGCGACCCGCAGGAAGGCGAAAGACUCGAAACGCGCUCGGGGAAACAGAGCGGCUGACGUGGACAAGGAGGGCGAGCAGCAGGGGAGCAGAGCGAAUGGGGGUGAAAGGAUGAGAAUGAAUGGCGGUACUCCCAGCACUAGUAGCACCCCCUUUACUGGGGAGACAGCCAUUCUAACGGUGCAAGGGGGUGGUGUCUGGGGAGUGGGGGGGAUGAAGGGGAGUGUGAUGGGACGAGGAGUGUGUUCUGAAGAGUGA